GAGUGGAUUAGGGCCAAGUGCUGAGCGCGAAGAACCGCCGGGGUGUGUGUCGCAGCAGCUCUUCCUCGGCGGUUUGCUGGGCUCCUAUUAUGGCUGCGGUGGCGGCGGCGGCCGUUGCCGAGGGAGCGAGCAUGAGUGCAGUUCCUGUUUCAGGUGCCGACAGCAAUGGUGAGUCUCCUGAAGUCGAAGGAGAAGGUGUUGGAGCAGUGGACGAAGAGAAGGACGGAGCCACGAAAGGAGCGGAGGCAGUUGGAGACAGCGAGGAGGACGGAGAGGAUGUGUUUGAGGUGGAAAAAAUCCUGGACAUGAAGACCGAGGGGGGUAAAAUCCUUUACAAAGUUCGAUGGAAAGGAUACACAUCAGAUGAUGAUACCUGGGAGCCUGAGAUUCAUCUUGAGGACUGUAAAGAAGUUCUUCUCGAAUUUAGGAAGAACGUUGUGGAGAACAAAGCUAAGCCGGUCAAGAAGGAUAUUCAGAGACUGUCCUUAAAUAAUGACAUAUUUGAGGCAAAUUCUGAUAGUGAUCAGCAAAGUGAGACAAAAGAAGAUACUUCUCCGAAGAAGAAAAAGAAAAAAUUAAGGCACAGAGAAGAGAAAAGCCCAGAUGAUAUGAAAAAGAAAAAAGCAAAGACUGGGAAACUAAAAGAUAAAUCCAAACCAGACCUGGAGAGCUCCUCUGAAAGUUUAGUUUUUGAUUUAAGGACAAAGAAAAGAAUUUCAGAAGCCAAAGAAGAAUUAAAGGAAUCCAAAAAGCCCAAAAAAGAGGAUACAAAAGAAACUAAGGAAUUAAAGAAAGUUAAAAAGGGUGAAAUAAGAGAUUUAAAGAAUAAAUUAAGAGAAGAUUCCAAAGAAAACAAAAAAACAAAAAAAGAGAAAUGUUUUGAAUCUCAGUUGGAAUCUGAAUCAAGUAUACUUAAUGACUCCUCUUUUCAAGAAGACGACAAUGAAGAUUUACACUCGGACAACAGAGAAGAGAAACAGAAGACUAAAAGCGUAAAAGAUAAAGCAGGGCAAGAUGCAGUUCAAGAGGUUUUUGAUAAACAGCCAGAUGGCUUUCUGAGUGCUGAUGAGGAUGUAGAUGUCAAAGCAAAGAGAAAAAGAAAGAAACUGAGAAAGACUGAGGAACUUAAAGAGAGCAAAACACUAGAAAACAGGAACCUUUUCCUAGAGAAGAAAACUAUAUAUAAGAAGCAAAGGAAUCAGGACAAAGGCAAAAGCACCACAGAGUUAGAUAAGUUGCCACCUGCACCUGUCCAGACACAAAAGAGUUCAAGAGCAGGUGUGGAAGAGAGAGGCCUCUGGUCCCCUGACUCAGGUGGGGAGGAGAAAGAGAUAAAAAAAAAUGAACUCAAAGAAAAAAACCAAAAAAGGCAUGAUUUGGACAAGGAAGAAAAAGGCCGUAAAGAGCCAAAGGGAUUAAAGACAUUUAAGGAAAUCAGAAAUGCGUUUGAUUUACUUAAAUUAACUCCAGAAGAAAAAAAUGAUUUUCCUGAGAAUAAUCGGAAAAGAGAAGAAAUACUAGAUUGUAAAAUCACAGAAGAUCACAAAACCAAGGAAAACAAGCAGUUACUUAAAGAAAGGAGAAAUACAAGAGAUGAAACUGAUACUUGGGCAUAUAUAGCUGCAGAAGGUGAUCAAGAGGUUCUAGACAGUAUGUGCCAAGCAGAUGAGAGUUCUGAUGGCAGACAACAGAUUUUGAGUUUGGGCAUGGACUUGCAGUUGGAAUGGAUGAAACUAGAAGAUUUUCAAAAGCAUCUUGAUGGGGAAGAUGAGAACUUUACCACAGCAGAUGCAGUUCCAAGUAAUUUAUUGAGGGAUGCUGUGAAAAAUGGGGAUUAUAUUGCUGUGAAGGUGGCACUUAAUUCAAAUGAAGAAUAUAACCUGGACCAAGAGGAUUCAAGCGGCAUGACUCUGGUGAUGCUCGCCGCAGCAGGAGGACAAGACGACCUGCUGAGGCUCCUCAUCAGGAAAGGGGCUAAGGUGAAUGGCAGACAGAAGAAUGGGACCACCGCCCUCAUUCAUGCAGCUGAGAAGAACUUUUUAACUACAGUGGCUAUUCUUUUGGAAGCAGGAGCUUUUGUUAAUGUCCAGCAGAGCAAUGGUGAGACUGCUCUAAUGAAGGCCUGUAAAAGAGGAAAUUCUGAUAUUGUACGACUUGUAAUUGAAUGUGGAGCUGACUGCAAUAUUUUGUCAAAGCACCAAAAUAGCGCACUGCAUUUUGCAAAGCAGUGUAACAACGUGUUGGUGUACGACUUGCUGAAGAAUCAUUUAGAGACACUUUCAAGAGUAGCAGAAGAAACAAUAAGGGAUUACUUUGAAGCACGUCUUGCUCUGUUAGAACCAAUUUUCCCAAUAGCAUGUCAUCGUCUCUGUGAGGGGCCAGAUUUUUCAACGGAUUUCAAUUACAAACCCCCACAGAACAUCCCAGAAGGCUCUGGCAUCCUGCUGUUUAUUUUCCAUGCCAACUUUUUGGGUAAAGAAGUUAUUGCUCGGCUCUGUGGACCAUGCAGUGUACAAGCUGUAGUUUUAAAUGAUAAAUUUCAACUUCCAGUUUUUCUGGAUAGUCAUUUUGUUUACUCGUUCAGCCCUGCUGCAGGCCUCAAUAAACUCUUCCUAAGGUUGACAGAAGCGCCUUCUGCCAAGGUGAAAAUCCUUUCCUCACAUUUAGUGCAGCUACUUCUAUUGCUAUGCCAGAUUACUUUAUCAUCAGCAGAAAAAAAUUCCAAGAAUGCUGUGUUCCUGGCGUGCCUGUCCUGGAGACAAGUGCUCUCUGGGAUAGCAGUGCACCAGAAUCUACAGAUGUGUUAGAAAUUGUGUGUCAAGAAAGGGACUGAUGGUAAGGAUGCAUCUCUCCAGUAUUGAGCAGUCGGAGCUGUAUUCUGGCCUUUGUUAUUUAAUGUACAACAUUUUAUGUAUGUCUCCAGGCUGUUCACUGAACACUGAAGCUGGACCGAAAGUCUAUGUAACGAUAGUACAGUUAUUUCCUAUAAUAAUCUAAAAGUCAAAUCAUAAGCACUUGGAUUUUUUUAUUAAAAGUGAUAACCUAAUACCCUGAAUUGAUAACCAUUUUGAGAACAUUGCCAAAUAAGACAGACAAAUCUUGGUUGAGUGUUUCCCUCUUCUGAGAAAAGAGAACUCGAUGGAGGUAUCUGUACUGAUUCUUAUGCCUAUUUUCUUUCAAUAGGUUAAGCUACUAAUAGGUGCAUACAGAGUACAGCUGCAGUGACGGAAUGGAGAGUUGGGAUGGAGUUCUUUCCAGAUCCGUUUUGGGACUCUGGCACAGCUAACACCUCCAGAUUUGAAGUUUCAUCUGUAAACCUCUUGCAGUGUCAGGCCUGCUGUCUGUUACAGGCUCUAAGACAGGACAUGGUGGUUCUAAUAUAUUAUAAAAUAUAGAUGUUAAGUAUUUGUGCCAGUGUUCUGAAAUCUCGAUGUUGUCUCCAGACUGCAUAAUUCAGUUUUUCCACAAUGUGGAAUGGUACAUAGGAGAAUUAUUUAAGAAAAUUAAAAGUCUUUUUUCUAACUUGAAAUUUUCUACUAGCCCUGGUGAAUUUCUGCGUUAAAAACAAUUAAGUGUAUAUGUGAUAUUCAGGUUACCGAAGCACUAAAUAAAGUGUGAAUUUGCUGCCCUUGAAGGAUGACUUUCUAACUUGGUAGGCAGAUUCGAGGGAAGAGGUUGAGCUGUUUGUAAUAUGCAGUUGCCACAGACCCUGAAUUGGAGGUGACAACUGUGUGUAUUUGCAGUCAUCCUUUAUUCGUCGAAAAGGUAUAAGAAUCUAAGAUACAGCAAAAAAAAAUGUAAGCCAGGACACUAUGGGGCCUAAAAGAAGAUACUACUUGUGGACUUUGAUCCUUGUUUUUGGAAUCCAUCAAGUAAUUUUCAAAAGGCCAGAUCCUGUGCCCUUAUUACGAACACUGGGAAGGCCAGCCGAGGUUUAUUUGCCACAUUGUGCCUCGUGUGAAGAGUUACUGCUUCUAGAGAUUCCCCACAGGUCUUUUAUAGUCUCUCACGAACUAUGUGGCCAAAUAAGAAGUCAAACUCAGUCUGGACUAUGGAGAUGUAUAAAAUUAUUUAGUUCCUGAUUGGUUUUAUAAUUUACAAUUUUAAUGAAAAAUUUUCAGACUGUCAUAUAGUAGACCACAUACAUUGUAUAGACAUUUCAGAGAGCCAUUUUUACUUUACAUACUGCCUUUUCCUACAUUGUUCUCAAUAAAACACCAAAUGUU
Zalophus californianus (California sea lion) is the source of this 4226-nucleotide messenger RNA. It is a transcript of the gene MPHOSPH8, whose product is annotated as M-phase phosphoprotein 8. Gene Ontology annotation, cellular component: nucleus; cytoplasm. NCBI's taxonomy places the organism in Eukaryota, Metazoa, Chordata, Mammalia, Carnivora, Otariidae. Bases 90 to 2807 code for a protein of 905 amino acids. The transcript has 13 exons. The record is from RefSeq and is a predicted model, not a curated record. Gene Ontology annotation, molecular function: protein binding.